AUGUUCAACACUUGGAAACAGAGCAGCGACUCGAGCCUGAACUGCCAGUACGGGACCCAAGGCGACGCUGAACUCAACAUCGGGGCCGUCCAGGGGCGACGCCGGCCGAGGCAAAGAUCUGGAGUAGCUGUGCCUGCGUCCACAUCUCCCCGCCCACGUGAAGCCAUACCUGGAGGCCAUCUCGUCAGUCCGCGGUCUUGGGAUGUCGGCGAGCUUCUCUCGGACGAUGUCGAUAGGUCCCAGAUCGAGGUCUAUCGCAAGGAGACGGAUUGGUCAGAUUUGGAAAUCACGUUUGCUUCGGCAACCGCCAUCUCGUCUGCAUCUCGCCCGGCCUCUCGCAACCCCAGCACCCAUGCCGCCAGUCCCCGAUCCGACACCCCUCUGAACUCCGCCGUCGGCAUGUUUGACUUGAUCGACCGUCCCGAGCAGAUGCCGAGGGGCGACAUGGAGGCUUUCCUGGCCCAAUCGCCCCUCGAAUACUCCAUGCGCCUCUCGGGAAGUAAUCUCUGCCCGCCCGAGGGCUCCUCCCCUCUCCUUCAUCUUCUGGCCACUUCGGAUACCACGACGCCGGCGGACGUGGUGUUGACCAAAGACGACGCAGCUCAAAGCAUGCCGCCUGUCGUCGAAAACAACAACAACAACAACAACAACACCUGCCCAUGUCCCGUCACCGCUUUGGACACGUGGGAGAUGCUCAUGACCAACAUUUCCUCCAAGGAGCCCGCCACGGAUGAUUUCGUGCGAUGCCAAAGGGCGGCCAUGUCGAGCUGCGAGGCACUCGUCCGCUGCCACGCGUGUUCCUCGCGGUCGCAAGACGUCAUGCUUCUCAUCGACAUGUGCGCAAAGCUCCUCGAAAGCCUGAAGACGCAGCAUGGGCAACUCUUCACCUGCCACCAGCAGAGUUUCAGCGAGCGCCGUCUGGCAGAGUACGGGCACGCGACAGAAGACGGGAUGGUGGACGACGGCGAGGGCGAUUUCGACAACGACGACAACGACGACAACGGCGGCGGCGACGACGACGACAACGAGGAGGAGGACCACGCCCCCAGGAGCCCGUGGAUGGCACGGAUGCGAAGGCUCGGGCGCUUGAUAGCCAGAGUCGGGGCUUUGCUAGACGGGGACGAGUGGUUGACACACAGGUGCAUCCUUCAGGGCGUGCAAGUGCGGUUCACAAGCGUCUUGUUCGACUGGCAACAUUGA
This is a messenger RNA of Metarhizium album ARSEF 1941, 1200 nucleotides long. RefSeq lists its product as uncharacterized. The record is from RefSeq and is a predicted model, not a curated record. Bases 1 to 1200 code for a protein of 399 amino acids. The transcript is spliced from 2 exons. NCBI's taxonomy places the organism in Eukaryota, Fungi, Ascomycota, Sordariomycetes, Hypocreales, Clavicipitaceae.